CAUAAAAAGAAAAGAAAAGUUUAUUCUGAACUUCUAUAAAAGCACAUAACUGCACACUUCACUCCUACAUAUUCUUGGGCUUGCUCCCUUCUUUCUCUCCGCCUCUCUAGCUCAAACUUCUAGUACUUUUAAAGCUAUUGAUUCUUUUGAGAUGUCCGCUCAGAAAGGCAAUGGACGAGCCAACAAUGUUGGAUCGCAUGCUACUGUUCAUCAGAAGCCCGCGGCAGAGCUUCAGAAACAGAAGUCUUGCAAGAAAGAAGACAAUACCCCGAGGUGUACAAGAAGUUGCAAAUUCAGGUUGCCGAGAAAGAAAGAAUUAUCUCCACUCAAGUAUCUUAAACAUAUUGGUGGUAAGAUGUUCGCAGUGCUGCAAAUGAUGUCUCCUAGAAGAUGUUCUCCUAAAGUUACUUCCUCGGAAAGGGCAAAGCCCUCUGUUGCUCCAGUUGAUUCUCAUCGCGCUGAAGCUAUAGAUGAUUGCAUCGAGUUUAUUAACUCUUCUUCUUCAUUGCCAAGAUCAAAUUCCACUCUGCAGUAGAUGCUCAACGUUUCUCAUGAAGACCUUGGGCUAUAAUUUAGAUCCUAGAAAGUUGUGGCUUUAUCAAACAUAUUUGUUCCUCCUGUAAUUGCUAUUUGCUGAUGGCUUUCUUGAUGACUUUUUGUAAUUGAAACCAGGAGAACCUAAGAUUUUUUUUUUUUUAACAUUUCUAGGUAAAUUAGUAGACUGUAGAUUUGAAUGCUGCAAUAAUCAUUUGCUUAGUAAGCUGUCUUGCUAUGGGUACCUAUUUUGAGGCCAUGGCCUAAUAUAAACCAUGGUCCGCAGAGUGGUGGUUGAAUAUUAUUGUACAACGGUCAAAGAUAAAGUUCACAUAUAAACACUACUAUUAUGCUA
Molecule: messenger RNA, 889 nt
Organism: Coffea arabica (coffee)
Lineage: Eukaryota; Viridiplantae; Streptophyta; Magnoliopsida; Gentianales; Rubiaceae
Source: RefSeq, a predicted model, not a curated record